Molecule: messenger RNA, 1536 nt
Organism: Scheffersomyces stipitis CBS 6054
Lineage: Eukaryota; Fungi; Ascomycota; Pichiomycetes; Serinales; Debaryomycetaceae
Exons: 1
Coding region: 1-1536 (511 amino acids)
Biological process (GO): cardiolipin acyl-chain remodeling
Cellular component (GO): mitochondrial inner membrane
Molecular function (GO): A2-type glycerophospholipase activity
Source: RefSeq, a predicted model, not a curated record
AUGCUCAUCUCCAGAUUGCGAUGCCCUAAUAGAGUCGUAGUAAGAUUUUUCACAGGUGCCGCCAGAGCUAGGAAGUUCACUGUACCUGAUGACUACAAGGAGACUCACCUCAACAUUAGCGCCAUUCCACUCUCAACAUGCUUGAAAAUCUGGAAAAGGUCGCUUAAACCACAAAGACUCAACCAAUUACAGCAUGAAUUGGUGGAGCUCAUGUAUCCAUCUAAUCUGGAAGAAAAUAAGGAUGUCCAUAGAGAAUACAAACAGGUCAAGAUAGAUAAAGAAGGAAACCAUAUCAACGAAGUUAGCUUUCUGGUCGUACACGAUCCAAGUCUUUCCACCAAACACGUAGUAUUUGUCCAUGGAUAUGGGGCUUCUUUAGGAUGCUUUGCACGUAAUUUCCAGGUGAUCAAUUUGUUGAAGAAUGACAAAACGCAUAACUAUAAAGUUCAUUUUCUAGAUAAUUUGACUUUUGGACUCUCUUCAAAUCCCAAGCUCAACAACCCAUUCAUCAACAAGUGGUGGAUCGCCCAAGCUCCAAAGCUCAAACUCCACGAUCUGCAAAUACCCACAGACCCCAAAAAGUUGUAUAACAAGUAUUACAAGUUGAUAGAUGGUUACGAGAUAGACGUAAAUGAGUUCAAGAAAUACCAGAGUCACUACUGGCCCAUAUUGAAGGACCUCGAGCAUUACCACACUUCAGCACUUGACAAUUGGAGGGCAGCUUCUGGCAUCGAUAAGAUAGACUACUUGGUGGGUCAUUCAUAUGGAGGCUACUGGUCAGCUUCGUAUUCGGUCAGGUACCCCGACAAUCUCAAGAACUUGAUUUUGCUUUCUCCUGUUGGAGUCGAAAGACACGCACAGGCUGUGACGAAUGACAGUGUAGAUUCAGUUCCGGAAUCAAUCAAAGUUGUCAAGCUCAAACCUAGUGUAGACCCUACCUCGUUCAAGUUCUUGACUCGCAUCCCUAUUCUUAACUCUAAACAUAAUUUUAGUUGGUACUACUGGCUUCCAUUUAUGCCACGGUUCCUCAAAUGGCUCGGACCAUGGGGAGUUUCGCAGUACUAUAAAAUGUGGUUAAGCAAGUUGCUCAAGAUCAACAAGCUUAUCAAGAAGAAAGGUGGUGCAUCAGCAUUAUUCAAAAGCAGCAAUGACUUGGUCUAUGGCACGCCCAAGGAAGUGAUGUUAAUUGUAGAGUACCUCUACAACUCCAUCAGCAGGGGGUCUAGAAGUGAUGUCUACAUCAAGAAUUUAUUGACUCCAUCUACCGUGAGUAAAUGGCCCCUCUACGACAAGUUUCAUGACUUUUUCAAGAACCAGCCUAAGAACAAGUUUCCCAUCCACUUGUUGUAUGGUCAGUUCGAUUUCAUGAAUGCUGAAGCGGGAGAAAAGUUAGCGCAUUUGAUUAACUCUAAGUCAGACAAGGAAACUGCCAGUUUCUACAAGAUCAGUGAGGGAGGACACAACUUGUACAUUGACAAUCCGUUUGAAACUAAUCAGGUUAUUUAUGAGAUUGUUACGGGCAAGAAUGACAAAUAG